GCAGUCAUGGGAGGUAUCGUUAACUACGAGAAGGCGUUCUUCAACGACGAGUAUUUGGCGAAACACCCGUUCCGUAAGGAUCAGGACGGCAUCACUCGACUUAAGACGUUAAUCGCGUUGCAAAUACCGCUUCUGGAGGUGGGAAUCGGUCUUCACAAACAACGGGCGCCGCAAAGCUUGAGGCCAUUUCACGAUCACAUGGAAGAGGCGUUCGCCAAACUCAAGAACAAUGUCGAGGAAAGGUAUGGCAAACGAUCGCUUCCCGAAGACUUGAUCGACAAAUUCAACGUUAAGAUAAGGCAUGGAUUCAGUGAGAAGAACAGACAGUUUCCGAAUUCACACUCUUCUGCGCCAACAAAAGUAUUCGACAGAAACUCUUCCGGAAGUCUUUCAAGCGAUUCUCCAUCAAAGGCCGGCCGAUCCAUAUCUGUUUGGGUGAAACCCAAUCAAUUGAACAACACAUCCGGCCAUUCAAACAGUGUGUCGACGACUAACCUCUUCAGCACCAGUACUCUCUCCAAACUAAAGAAGCAGUCAUCCAAAGAUGGCGUACUUAUGAGACGCUCGAACAACGAGACCAGUUCUCAGGCCCAGUGGUACGCACCCGACCUCUUGAACAAAGCGGACACAAACCAAACGUCACAAACGGUGAUCGAGUUGUCAGAACCGCUGUCAUCGCACCGACCGUUGCGUUCCGAAUACGAGCGACGACUGAGUCGACCAAACAGUGGACAAUACAGGACACAAAGCACACACUCGCCCACUCGUAGCCUAAGCCACGGCGCGUCCUCUAACAGUCUCUCCGUAUCUCCGCAUUCAAACUCAUUGACGGACGCACUCGACGACAAACCCCCUCCGCUUCCCGUUAAGCAAUCGUUCGCCGAUUACAGCAAUCUAUCGGAGAACGGAACCAAUGGAUCCGAUUUGACGGUCGUUUCCAUCAAAAGGAAUUCCGGAAGUAUGAGCUCUACUCUCAAACAUAAAUCGCCGCCGCCUCCACCCCCUGACAACUCAAGUCCACCAAACUCUCCACGUUCUCCACCAGAGCUUCCAAAGAAACCUCAACGUCCUGUACCCCCGUCUCCUCCCUCUCCCCCUUCGCCCGUGCCAUCCAAUCAAAGCGACCAAAUCAUCGAUAAUUAACACUAAAGAGUAUUUAAGAAAAAUUUAUUUUUGAAAUAUUAUUCAUCACUUAAAGUGAGUUAAAAUUGAAUACAAUUUUAUUUUCUAGUCUUCCCAACACUUAUCUAUAAAUCAAUUUUUAUUAUAUAAUUCGCAGUUUUUAACUGCUUUUUGUGCUUUUAAUGAUUAUUUUCCGUUUGUAUUUUGAUUGUAGUG
This is a messenger RNA of Medioppia subpectinata, 1338 nucleotides long. Lineage: Eukaryota; Metazoa; Arthropoda; Arachnida; Sarcoptiformes; Oppiidae. The record is from the annotation of a GenBank genome assembly.